AUCAGACAAAAAAGAAAACAUUACAAAAUAAUAAUAUUACAGAGAGAUUUGUCUACCUGUAGUAGUCCGUCUGUAUCUCAAACCUUUUCUUUGAUUGCUCUCUCUCUCCUUCCUUCCUCUCGCGUGGACCUAUUUCUCGUUACUGUCCUCGAAUCUCGCUUUUGAUUUUGGAGUCUUUUAAUUUUUCCAGAUCUGCUUUCUAUUUAUCUCUCUCGCUUAACCCUAGAUUUCUCCGCAAGUUUCCUUUUUGUUAUUAAAUCGCGAUUGUGUGACAUUGACCGUAGGAAAACCCUAGACGUUGUCGUUUCUUGCUGUACAGAUCUUUAUCCGUAGGGCAGAGUCUUUUGGUUUAGAUUAGCGAUUUAGACAUCGAUCAAGCUUGUGAUGAUGAACAACAACAACAACCGAGGAGGAGGAGGAGGAGGAGGAGGAGGAAGGUAUCCUCCAGGGAUUGGCGCUGGCCGUGGUGCUAUCAACAACCCUAACCCUAAUUUCCAGUCCCGCCCUGGUUACCAACAUCAGCAGCAGCCGCCGCCACAGUACGUUCAGCGCGGCGGCGGCGGUUACGCCCAUCAGAAUCACCAACAACAGUUUCAGCAAGCCACGUCCCAGCAGCAGCAGCCGCAUCGAUACCAACAGCAACAGCAACAGCAACAGCAGUGGCUUCGAAGACCACCACCCCAGAUCUCUCCCGGUAACAGUAACGGUGAUGCUGUUGUGGAAGUCGAGAAAACUGUUCUGUCCGAAGCCAUCGACACAAAUUCGGAAGAUUGGAAGGCGAGGCUAAAACUACCUGCACCUGAUACUCGCUACAGAACAGAGGAUGUGACAGCCACAAAGGGAAACGAGUUUGAAGACUAUUUCCUGAAGCGAGAUCUUCUAAUGGGAAUCUAUGAGAAGGGUUUCGAAAGACCUUCUCCAAUCCAGGAAGAGAGUAUCCCUAUCGCCUUAACUGGUAGAGACAUCCUUGCCCGAGCUAAAAACGGCACUGGCAAAACUGCCGCCUUUUGUAUUCCUGUCUUGGAAAAAAUUGACCAAGAUAACAACGUUAUUCAAGCUGUGAUAAUUGUUCCAACUCGAGAGUUAGCCCUUCAGACAUCACAGGUGUGUAAGGAGAUGGGGAAGCAUUUGAAGAUUCAAGUCAUGGUGACCACUGGAGGCACCAGUCUAAAAGAUGACAUCAUGCGUUUGUAUCAGCCUGUCCAUUUACUGGUAGGAACCCCUGGGAGGAUUCUGGAUCUUACCAAGAAAGGUGUUUGUGUUUUGAAAGAUUGUUCCGUGUUUGUUAUGGAUGAGGCUGAUAAGCUUUUAUCUCAAGAGUUCCAACCUUCAGUGGAGCAUCUGAUCAGCUUUCUACCGCAAAACCGUCAGAUACUGAUGUUCUCAGCCACGUUUCCUGUCACUGUCAAGGAUUUUAAGGAUAGAUUUCUGACGAAUCCUUACAUCAUCAAUCUCAUGGAUGAGCUUACGCUCAAGGGUAUUACGCAGUUCUAUGCUUUCGUUGAAGAACGACAGAAAAUUCAUUGCUUGAAUACACUAUUCUCCAAGCUGCAAAUUAACCAAUCGAUCAUUUUCUGCAAUUCUGUGAACCGUGUGGAGCUCUUAGCUAAGAAAAUAACAGAACUUGGGUAUUCGUGCUUCUACAUCCAUGCAAAGAUGCUUCAAGACCACCGAAACAGAGUGUUCCAUGACUUCCGCAAUGGUGCAUGCCGCAAUCUUGUGUGUACUGACCUGUUCACACGUGGUAUUGACAUUCAAGCAGUCAAUGUGGUGAUAAACUUUGAUUUCCCAAAGACUGCAGAAACUUAUCUACAUAGGGUUGGUCGAUCAGGAAGGUUUGGCCAUCUUGGUUUAGCUGUGAAUCUCAUCACCUAUGAGGACCGCUUUAACCUUUACCGGAUUGAGCAAGAGCUUGGAACGGAGAUCAAGCAAAUUCCUCCGCAUAUCGAUCAGGCAAUUUAUUGCCAAUAACCAAGGGUUUGACCCCCCUUGGUCUGCUGUUAGGUGUCUCAGUAAUAAGUGGUUGGUUGAAGCAAUGGGUAGAAAGUUGUCUUAUCUAGCCAUGGCAGGACAGCGACAACCCAAAAAGUCUUCUCAUUCUGCCUCUACCACCAAAAUAAUAUUAUGUGUGCGUCUUUUGAGUUUCCCUUAUUUAUAAGAUUCAACUACAUAUAAACAAGGCCUAGAAGGUUUGAAAUUCCGGGUAGUUGUGGAAGUGAAGUUUUUUUAAUGUAGUUUUCACAAAUCGUUUGAUGCUAUUACGUGUCUUUCUUUGUCGUAGACUGGUCAGUGGUUUAAAUGUUGUGAUGCGUUUUCAAGAAGCUGUGCUUUGGUGACUCUUUAGUGUCCUGUUUUGGGCUUUUCAACUUCAAUAUUAAGUCUUUGCAACCUUAA
Molecule: messenger RNA, 2394 nt
Organism: Raphanus sativus (radish)
Lineage: Eukaryota; Viridiplantae; Streptophyta; Magnoliopsida; Brassicales; Brassicaceae
Product: DEAD-box ATP-dependent RNA helicase 8
Exons: 10
Coding region: 385-1971 (528 amino acids)
Biological process (GO): P-body assembly; cytoplasmic stress granule assembly
Cellular component (GO): cytoplasmic stress granule; P-body
Molecular function (GO): mRNA binding; ATP binding; RNA helicase activity
Source: RefSeq, a predicted model, not a curated record